This is a messenger RNA of Otolemur garnettii (small-eared galago), 1841 nucleotides long. It is a transcript of the gene ZNF365, whose product is annotated as zinc finger protein 365. Gene Ontology annotation, cellular component: centriolar satellite. The transcript has 5 exons. The record is from RefSeq and is a predicted model, not a curated record. Bases 116 to 1339 code for a protein of 407 amino acids. NCBI's taxonomy places the organism in Eukaryota, Metazoa, Chordata, Mammalia, Primates, Galagidae. Gene Ontology annotation, biological process: regulation of DNA strand resection involved in replication fork processing; telomere maintenance; regulation of double-strand break repair via homologous recombination.
GGAGCCGGCCCGCUCAGCCUGAUUUACGGCUCUGCUGAAAACCGCUUCGCUCCCGCGGCGUCAGCACCGGCGGCGGCGGCUGCAGCGGCAGCAACAAGUCGGGACUUUUAGAGUAAUGCAACAGAAGGCUUUUGAGGAAAGCAGAUAUCCCUGGCAGGAGUCCUUUGAGAAUGUUGCUGUGUGCCUGCCAUUCCGCUGCCCGAGGUGUGGAGACCAUACUAGAUUUAGAAGCUUGUCGUCCUUGAGGGCCCAUCUGGAAUUCAGUCAUAGCUACGAAGAAAGAACCCUCUUGACAAAAUGCAGCCUCUUCCCUUCCUUCAAAGACACAGACCUAGUCACUCCCUCAGAACUGCUGAAGCAGGGAAAAUUGCAGGGCAGUGGCCACGUGGUGAAGCAGAAACCGAGCUAUGUUAACUUAUACAGUGUUUCGCAUGAACACUCCAAGGACAGGAAGCCAUGUGAGGUGGUGGCAGAGAGGCCCGUGUCCUACGUGCAGACGUACACUGCCAUGGACCUGCGCGCAGACUCGUUGGAUGGACCACGGUCGAGCCCCGGACUUCCCACCUCGGACACCAAAGCUGCUUUUGAGGCACAUGUUAGAGAAAAAUUCAAUCGGAUGGUGGAGGCGGUGGAUAGGACCAUCGAGAAGAGAAUCGAUAAACUCACCAAAGAGUUGGCCCAGAAGACUGCUGAACUGUUGGAAGUUCAGGCAGCUUUUGUGCAGCUGACUCAGAAAAAGCAGGAAGUUCAGAGGCGAGAGCGGGCCCUGAACAGACAGGUGGACGUGGCCGUGGAAAUGAUAGCCGUGCUGAGGCAGCGCCUGACGGAAUCCGAGGAGGAGCUUCUGAGGAAGGAAGAAGAAGUUGUUACCUUCAACCAUUUCCUGGAAGCAGCGGCUGAGAAGGAGGUUCAAGGGAAAGCUCGGCUCCAGGACUUUAUUGAGAAUCUGUUGCAACGUGUGGAACUGGCGGAGAAACAGCUAGAGUACUAUCAAAGCCAGCAGGCCUCUGGCUUCGGCUGUGACCUCAGCGGGCACGUGCUUACAGAUAUCUCCUCAAAUAGGAAACCCAAAUGCCUAAGCCGAGGAUACCCACAUUCGGCGUGUAACCACCCUGAUCUCAAGACCCAUUUCCACCCAAAGGGAAGGAACUACCUGAAAAAAGCCAAGGAUGACAGAGUCAGCAUGCAGCCUACCAAGUCCAUUCACGAGCAGGCCGAGUCCUCAAGAGAAUUCUGCAGACCGCCAAAGAAAGGGGAGCUUCUGGGGUUCAGCCGGAAAGGCAACAUCAGGCCCAAAAUGGCUAAAAAAAAGCCAACAGCUAUUGUGAACAUCAUCUAAAAGGGUGGGUGGCUCUGGACCGUCAUCGCCAGGCAUUGCGGAGUGUUGUCCUGGGGCCAACACUAGUGUCCCAUGGUAGGACACAUUGGAGUAGCAAAGGGCAUAACACAUGCAAGCACCUCAAUUAACUGGAAUUUAACACAUGGUAAACUUGGUGAGCCAGAAUUUUAUUAGAACCCCCUUUUAGAAGCUUGCAAAUUUUAGAAAGAAUUGAAAAAAUGAAGGUUUUAAUAAAACUAAGAUCCAGCUCCUAAAAUAAUUGGCCCAGUCUCCAGUGGUUUUGGCACCUGGGCCUCUAUGCAGUGGUCAUUACUUCUCAGGAUCAAGGCCACACAAGAUGUCAGGCAUUGGGAGAAAAUUCAUCUGUGCCCACUGCUCUCUUAACUGUGAGGCAAGGAAUCAGAGUGUAAAGUUCUGUUAACAGCAGUGAAAUGAAAAUAUUUGCAUUCGUUUUUAGCCAUCCCCUCAGUUAAUUGGAAAUCCUCUAAGGCAGCGGUUCUCA